AUGUCUUUCUCGCCCACCAACGAACGCCUGCUUCCGCAACAGCCGGCUUCGACGACCAAUGGUUCCUAUUCAGGCAUAGUAAGUGGGGCAGCCCGCUCAAUCUUCGGUUCCUCGGACGAAGAGGCAUACAUGCGUCAGCAAUACCUCGCUCAUGAGCAGCUGACGAGCAUUGCGCAGCAAGGCCAAGUGCAACAUCAAGGCCUAUACCACGCUGCUCAGCAUUCGACGUCCUUUUCUCCUGCACUAACCAACCGUGUGCCGCAGCUCAUGCUUGGAACCAACGGGUUGCAUCACCAGCACCCCCAGGUUAGCAUGUAUACCAACGGACACGGGGGCGGUGGAGGCACAUGCACACUACCACAGGCCGGACAGGCUUCUAGUGGUCCCUCAGGCGGAGAUGGUUUGCGAGCCCCUUCUUGCCCUACUGCACGCAACAAUUGCGCAAUUCGGUUUGGAAACAAUGGCUUUGAUUCGAAUGCAGUGAGCAAGUGCGAUGCUCCAUGCACCUCCUCGUGCUACUCUGGCAAUCCUGGCGGUGGCCCUGAUCCCAACGACUGCGAAUAUGCAACUGGACUCUUGUUUGCCCGCAAUCCUCAACUGUUCACCCUCCCGACGGGAGGUUACAAUUUGUUUACAUGGAGGUCAUGCGGCAUAGGAAUCCAGAACCAGAUUGUCAGCUCGGGAGCGCCCUGCACGCAACGAAUGCAAUAUGACCACGCCGACGUUGCCAAUGUGGCUCGCUAUCUCGCUUGGAACUGCCAAGCCGCACAAAAUGCGCAUGGCGGACGCUGUACCGCCGACUCGGGCGUCUAUAUUCCAAAUUUCCCCGACUUCUAUAUCCAGGUCUAUCGUAAUCAGUAG
This is a messenger RNA of Serendipita indica DSM 11827, 861 nucleotides long. Lineage: Eukaryota; Fungi; Basidiomycota; Agaricomycetes; Sebacinales; Serendipitaceae. The record is from the annotation of a GenBank genome assembly.